GCAGUGGGGAACGCGGUAUUGAGCUACAGAAAAGACAGAUUGGGCUGCUGAGCUGCACCCUUUGGCAUGUCUGCCUAUAAAUUCUGAUGUUCUCCUGCAUGAGGAGCUCCAAGGAGAUGGCUGCCACCAGGAUCUUGUCUUGGGUGGUGAUGAUAAGUCUUCACAUCCAGGUGGAUGCAGCUGCAGCUUGGAUAACAGCAGAUUCUACAACAAGAAUUCCUCUAACAACAGAAACAACAAGUCCCCCAGCAACGACUUACCCCACAACUUUUCCAAUCAUAGCUGAUGAGCUGCAGCUGAGGCUGAGCGGUGGGCCCAACUGGUGUGCAGGCAAUGUGGAGAUCUACUACUUCGGAGCGUGGGAGAAGGUGUGUGGGUACCUGUGGGACAUGCAGGAUGCCGAGGUGGUGUGCAGGCAGCUGGGCUGUGGCUCCCCCCUCGCAGCCACGAACUCCUUCACCUCGAGCAGCUCGUACCUGUACGCGAUCACCGAGGUGAACUGUGCGGGCUACGAGAACUACUUGUGGCAGUGCCCCUACCACUACCAAUACCAGGUCUGUCACCACGGCGAUGCUUCUGUCAUAUGCUCAGACUCAGGAAUAACAGUGACUCCAACAGCAGCAUCAGCUGUCUCCAGUUCUACGUUCCCCACAUCAUGGACUGCAGGGACCCCCUCCUGUGGGGGCUUACUUCAGGAAUUGUCUGGCUCCAUCCAGAGCCCAGGAUACCCCAACUCCUACCCCAACAACGCCUACUGCGUGUGGCGCAUCCAGCUGUGGGACCCGGCUCGCAGAAUCCAGCUUCAGUUUACAGAUGUGCAGCUGGAAAGCAGCACCUGCUCCUACGAUGCCAUCGAGGUGUACGACGGAGGGUACCCCCAGAGCCAGCGCCUCGGGCUUGUUUGCAGCAAUGACCAUCAUGUCUUCAACUCAUCCGGGCCCCGGCUCACUGUCCUGUUUCGCAGUGAUGGCAGCGUUACCAGGAGGGGCUUCCAUGCCUACUACUCAUCAUUCCUUGCCUUCAAGAGCACCAUGGCUCCCAGUACUUCCAACUGGAGGACCACCCUGUCAUCAGCCUCAGAAGAUUAUUCUUGUGGUGGCUUGCUUUCCUCUUCUUCUGGUACCUUACAGAGUCCAUUUUACCCCAGAAAUUAUCCAAACAAUGCCAACUGUGUGUGGGAAAUACAAGUAAAGAACAACUUCCGUGUCAUACUUGUAUUUGCAGAUAUUCAGAUGGAAGGUGGCAGAUGCCUCUCUGACUACGUGGAAAUCUAUGAUGGGCCCCUCCACACCUCUCCUCUCCUUGGGAAGAUUUGCUCUGGUUAUUACCACACGUACACAUCAUCCUCAAACCUGCUGAGCGUCCGCUUUCACAGUAACUCUCGAUACACAUACAGAGGCUUUCAGGCCAGCUAUCAUUCCACUCCAGCAGAUGGCAACACCACACUGCAGUGUUUGCCAGACUACAUGCACGUAGUCGUGAGCAGAUCCUUCCUUCAGUCCCACGGUUACUCUGCUUGGAAUCUCACCCUGAACGACCCCUUUUGCACACCCAACAUUACAUCAGAGUAUGUGACAUUCCACGUUCCAUACACUGGCUGUGGCACUGUCAGAGAGGGAAACAACGACACAAUCAGCUAUUCCAACGUUAUUAGAGGGUCCUCUUCUAGUACAUUAAUCACAAGAAAUAGAAAUCUUCGCUUGCGUAUCAACUGCAAGAUGCUCCAGAACACUUGGGCACAAACGAUGUAUGUCGUGGGCGACAACUUUGAAGUCAAUGAAACUCAGUAUGGCAGAUAUGAUGCAAGCCUCACAUUUUAUGACUCCUCAGACUUCUCACGGCCAGUGUAUGACUCACCCUAUUAUGUCAACAUCAACCAGGAUUUGUUCCUGGAAGCUUCCCUGCACAGCCCUGAUCCUUCACUGGAGUUAUUUCUGCACACUUGUGUGGCAUCUCCCAGUCGCCACAAUACUACAACAGGAGUCCACACUAUAAUCAAGGAUGGGUGUGUGAAAGAUCCUACCUAUGCUACAUUUUACUCACCCCGCAGACACACCCUCCGGUUUAAAUUCAAUGCCUUCCAGUCCAUUCGGAACAAUCCAGUGGUUUACCUGCAGUGUCAGCUGGUGGUGUGCAGGGCCUUUGACCAUUCUUCCAGGUGCUACCAAGGCUGUGUUAAAAGGUCCAAGAGAGAGGCAAGCUCUGACCAAGAAAGUGUGAUUGCUGUUGCUGGCCCAAUACAGCUUUGGGAACCUGGUUCUGAGAUUAAGAAUGAACGUGAAUCUGAAUAAAACUGUCUCCUUUGACAGAUAGCAUCUUUAAAUGCCAAUUGGAUUCUGGAAGAAACUAUGCUGCUAGAUUGCCAGAAGCUCUAGAAUAAAUAUUAGGAAUGUGCUUACUGACUCAUGCCUGUUAAUCCCACUUCACUUCGGUCAUCAUUCCCAUAUAACAAAAAUGCUUCUUUAGCAGUUCUAUGGGGAGUCAAAUUUGUGAUCUUUAAGCUUUUUUUCAUUGUUUGCUUUCUUAAUGGUAAAACUGAAAUGUUUAAAUUGCAGUUUAAGUUCUAUAAACAAGUUCUAUUAAUAUACACCUGAGUCUGGAUGUUAUCAGAGUGCAAUAAAUUGGUUAAUCUUUAAA
Messenger RNA from Corvus hawaiiensis (hawaiian crow), 2637 nucleotides. Its product is annotated as deleted in malignant brain tumors 1 protein-like. Bases 87 to 2291 code for a protein of 734 amino acids. Gene Ontology annotation, cellular component: membrane. The record is from RefSeq and is a predicted model, not a curated record. The transcript has 15 exons. NCBI's taxonomy places the organism in Eukaryota, Metazoa, Chordata, Aves, Passeriformes, Corvidae.